Xyrichtys novacula (pearly razorfish) is the source of this 32711-nucleotide messenger RNA. Lineage: Eukaryota; Metazoa; Chordata; Actinopteri; Labriformes; Labridae. The record is from the annotation of a GenBank genome assembly.
AUGUGGUACUGAACAGUACUACUCACCUUCAUUUUGAAAAUCAAAUGUCAACUACUGUGUAUGUCCUAUCUAUGAUAGUGCGGUGGGUUUGUGUCUGUAUGUAUAAGUGCGUGUUUGCCUUUGUUAUUUCUAUGUAAGUUAUGAACUGUGUAAUUUAAUUUGCAUUUUUGAACCGAUGUGCCAGAUGCCAUGAAAGAGACUGUGUCAAUACUGUGCAAACACCUCUAUAUUUUGUCAUAUCUAAUGCAAAUGUGUUUUUUAAGUGUUUGAGUCUGUAAAGUGGGAUUUAAUCGUAGGGUUUGGACAACGCUGACAUGUUGCAUACUUGCUGUCAGUUCUGUCAGUUGGAUGAUAUGCUUACCUGUUUCUAUAGUAGUUACAAAAACCACUAUCAUUUGUAUUUGUCUGUGUGCCAUGAUGGUUUUUACACAGGAGCAUGGAGCAUAGUCAUGGAUCACACAGCAAGAGGACUGAAAGACUACUGAAAACUCACCCUGGGAUAGACUUUUCAAAUGGGUCACCAGUGCCCCAUAUCUAAUAACUACUGCCUCGAAGCAGGAGAAGCUUACACUGGGUUUAGCAGCUAAAAAGUGUAAAAGAAAUAAGUAAAUAAAUAUCUGAUGCCUUUGAAUUGAUUGUUAUGACUGACAUUUAUGACAAGGUGCAAAUCCUUCAAGGCUGAAGCCAUAUUUUCUUGUGUGCAGCAUUAGGAUAAGCCCAUGUUUCAACGUAGGUCUGAUGAAGACCUGUCCUUUACCCGCAUCCUGUCCUCACAUUAGCCUCUCUCACUGUUAGGAGGAUAAUACUCAAUAAACAGCAGGAUCCACGUCAUAUCUUGUUUUAAUUUGAUACCUAUUUUUGCAGCCGUAAGGAAUAGUGCUGAUUGAUGAGGACCAAAGACAAAGACGUCAGAUUUUUCAAAGCCAUCAGUGUUACACAUUUACCAGACACUUUAUUAGGUACACCUUGCAACAACACAUAUGUACAUUAUCCUCUUUGGUGAAAUUAGUGAGAGUUUCACAAUACUUAUUCUGUAGUCUUAAAAACCUGUCUGCUCUCUCACUUGGUUCUUGCUCCUCUCUCCUCUCCUUUCCUUUCCAGCCUGCUCUUGUCCUUCUCUUCCUCGCUAUUCUCCAAUGUCUCUUUUUGUGCUGUCAACCAGAAGGCAAACAUAUGAUCCAAUCACUAAAUUCAUUUGCUAAAAGGUGGUUGCUAUAAAGAUCUGACCAGAAUUACAAAAAUUUACAUUAAACACGUUAAAAUAAAUCUGCUUAAGGGAGGAUGAUGUGUGACAUUGUUGUGUCUCAUACUUUUUUUUUAUAUAUAGGGAAGAGUGGGGUAAGAUGAGCCAUUUUUCAUACAGUAUGUCGAAUCACAUCAAGACAAUCAUAGUUUUGUCUCUAACUAGUGUAUCUGCGUAUAUUUCAAGAUGUUGUGCGUCUCUGAAAACCAACAGAAUAAGUGUAAACAUAGCUGUCUUGAUAAUAUAGCAUGCAAAAAAAGGUGGUCUCCUAUGGUCAACUUGGUAACUUGACCAUAGGAGCGGGGUUAGUUGAGCCGUAUCCCUACUACCCCCCACCCCCCCACUCUCCACCCCAGCCCUUCCUCACCUUCUCUCUCUCUAAAUAACAGUCACUUCUUCACGUUUAUGUGUAAUUCUAUCUAUUAUACACCAUUCAACUGGUACAGUAACUCUUUUUGUUAUUACUGCAUAUAACUGCUUAAAAGCUGUUUUGUAAAAAGAAAAAGUAAGACAUUUCAACAAUUCAAACAAUGGUGGACUUUUAUGCUAGGUUGUUGACCUCAUGUUGGAGCUCAUAGAUACCACAAUCGAUGUAUAAAACAAAUUUAAAAUGGUAUUUUUUUGUAUGAGCACAAUUCUUAUAACAAUUAUGACAGACUAAAUUCACUUUCAAGAGUGAAAAAUUUUGUUUUGGAAAUAAAUGUCCAACCCCUUCACCCAUGUGCUUCUAACCUUCACAGACUCCAUGAAUUGGUGCCCAUCUCCGAAAUAUUUGGUCACAUGAUCAAUUUUUUUUACCAUUUCCAAGUAACGGGGUGGCUGAACUUACCCUUUGGCUCUACUUACCCCACUCUCCCCUACUAGUAUUUUUACACUUACACUUUUGUGGGUAAUACAACAUGUGUAUCAGAAGCCCUUAAUAUGGACCAUUAAUAUGUGGAUAAAAAAAAAUACAGGAAUUGCAUGUUGUAUAUAUUAUAACAACCUUGUCCCCAACCAAAUGUAGGAGAAUGAGCUGAAAAUCUAUGAAGGUCCUACGGGACUGCACAGUGUUCGCUGGACCGGUGGGGCCCCCGGUGGCCGGCAGCGGUACUGCACAGACAGCUGGUCUCUCGCUGCGUUGAAUCAGUUCGCCGGAGCACUGCCGACUGGAGGGAUGUGACCCCGGAACAGGACGCCCUCCUACAACAACACACCAUUCAAACAGAGAACAGAAGAAAGAAAAGCUGGACCAGGAGGGGUAAGCCUUUGUGUCUUGUCUUCCUUGCGAGGCGCACAUUGUCAGAGUUAUUUUUGACCGAUACGUGUGUUUGAAUCCCGGCGUGUACACUCCAGGCAGAGCAGCGGUACCUGGAUGGUGUUUGCACCCAUAGGAACUUCAUUCAGGCUUUUGUCUCGGGCUUGCUAGCGAGCUAGCUUGGCUGGUUAGCACUGGCUGCUUUGCCAAUGGUAGCGCGUGGAGACGAAAUUAAAUGUUUGUCCCGAAAUAAUAAAAGACUCGUAAGUAAAUGGAGUGGUAUGCAUACGUUGUCCCACGAAGGACACAGCUCGGGAUUUAUAUCGAAAAUACGUUGAAUGUUUGCUAGCAAGAACGUUGAUGCCGUUUGAACGGACUGCGUCCCGUAACAUGACAAGAACGGUUCAGUCAUGUGUCCAUAUCUUGAAAAACUAAGUGUUAUCCCGUUUGCUUUGCUUGUGUGGUGUUUUAUCUUCUAGAAAGUAUCGAAAUUAAGGGAAGUAAAAACUAUAAAUCUCUGCUAAUGUAGGUACACGUUAAUGCAGACCCUCGUUAGAGCUAGUUUGAUUGGUAGCGUUACCAACCUUUACUGUGUAAACAGUACUGUACUUAAUGUGUCUUCUACAACGUUACCACAAUAGCCUUUUGUUUCCUUUGUAACUAAAUAGAAUAAAUAUAAGGAGGAACGCCUUUUUGGAAAUGCAAAUUACUCAACAAUUGAUUCCACUUGCCAGACACCUAUCAGUCUAGCCUGGCCGGGCCAUCCUGUUGCGUGAAUCACUUGCUGUGUCAAACGAGUAUUCAUUCUCAAGUUGCCUUUUCACUUAACUUCUUCAUUGGUUUACUAUUUAUGGAUCAUGCCACCCCUUGAUGCAUUGUGCCACCCCUGCCUUUUACAGUGUCUGCUUUCCUCCCACAUGUCACAAAAGCUGACAGCCCUUUGAGUGGUGAAGUUGGCACCCUGCCGUCAGCGGGGCACCCAUGAUUGCUGUAGACAGUGGGUAUCAAGGCUUGGCCACAGGCGAGUGCUCUGAAUCCUCCUGGCAGCAAGCAGAGUUGGUCAUGAAGCACAGUAUGUCAGGCCUGUCUUAGCUUGCACAUUCCCUUUGCUGGCUUGAUUUUGGAAAGAAAUAUGGACCCCUGGCCUUACCUCCCUCCGUUCCCUGCCUCCUCACACUGAAGGCAGGUGCUCUUCAGGGGUUGCUCAACCCCCAUGAGCCCCAAGAGGAUCUCAUCAGCUGCCUGUGAGUGGUUUGGGAAUGAGGGCUGUAUUUUAUCAGAGUUAAAGAACGAAACUUGAAAGCACAGCCGUCUUUUCUGUUCCUGGUUCUUUGUCUGUUUUUGCAUGGUCUCCUACACAUUUAUAUUGCAUUGUUCUUUGCGCAUGGAUCAUAUAACUCUCAGAAUUAUACGCUCUGCCUUGACGUUGUUGCUUUUGAAAUCUUGCAGCCGUACCCCCAAGGGACCAGCUUAAGGCAGCAGCUUCUGUUUCAAUUCUUUUGAGGGUCCCUAUGGAGUGAGCUAAGAUGUUCAAGAGAAAUCAUAGACCUGGUGUAAUUAUCUUUUUAAGGCAAAGUCUAAGAAAACCUUGGGUGUAAUGUGUUAUAUUAGGCUGCACUCAAAUAACUGUUCUCAAUAUGGUAUUGUAAUAUGACUAAAAUAUUUUAAGUGUAACCUCUUCAGGAAUAAAUGAAUGAUAAAGCUGACCAUCCUACUAUCAACCCUAAUGUGUCACAUUUAAGAACACCUAGAAACCCAGUUAUGAACUAAGCCUGUACAGUUGAGCAGGACUGCUUGAGUUCAUGCCUCACGUGGUGCCAACAAGACAUGACCUACUUAUCAAUCAUUUUUUCACAAUCCAGUUCAUCACCAUUGUCCCCAAAUACUGUAGCCAUUGUUGUGGGCACUGUACAUGUGAGGAGAUGGCUUCACACAAAAGCAGCGUGCAGACAUCCAGUAAGUCCAAGCCAGAGCCUUUCUGGCCUGUGGUGUCUGCUCGUCUGGCUCACGCUGUUUCAGGACCCCAUGCUGUCCCUGACCCGCAGAGAGUCAGUCUGCUGGGUGCAUGGGCGGUCAAGUAGUUUUCAUGUUGUUUCCAGCUGGUGCAGAUGAAAAGAACCUCGGUUUUGUUUGGUGAUCCAAAUGACACCACUUUUAGAAUUAUCAUACAGCUGUUGUUCAGUCUCUUGAAGCUUUGGUUAAUUAACAGACAGAAAAAAAACAAUCAGCAGUUUUGGUUAUUUGUAAAAUAUCAAAAUGUCUUUCAAUUGCCAGAUGAAGCUUCACAAAUGUGAUAAGUAGCUGCUGUUUUGUUCAUAUUAAAUGUGUCUUUACAUCUGGACUAUUGGUGGAACUAAACAGCUAGUGGUGCAUUUUGAUUAAUUUGAUUAAUACCGAUCAAUUUCAGAGAGGAGAUAAAACUGCCAAUAUAUUUUUUUCCCUUUUUCAGCUGAAAUGAAAUAGUUGGUUUAGCAUCCAAGCUACACAAAGUUUUACAGGAAGUUGCACCCCCUAACAGUAAGUAAAAAACAUGAAAUUUCAUGUUGUUAACCAGUUUCCUUGUCAGAGAUCCUUAAAAACAAAGCUUAAACCAACAAAAUAUUGCAUUCAGCAAGAAGUGCAGAAUAAGUCAUUCUAAAACCAAAGUACAGUUUUUCUGCUUGUUGUAUUUAACAACAGGUCAUUUUUAAAAGAUCAAUUUAAAACAUGUACUUUUCUGUAGUUACUGCUUGUCAUUACAACAUGUUUAGACAAAGGCUUUGCAAAUGAGAUGGGUGUACAAGAAAAAAAGGGAAAGGAUGAAUAGUGUCUGUAUUUAUCCAGUGAAAGUAAAUAAUCGAGACAGCAUUUAAUUUUCUAAAGAUGGGGCAAACCGCACUGUGAUGGAAAGAGUAGAGAAGAUUAUGUCGAAGAUUUAUCUGUGGUCAGCUCCCCAAUAUAUCAGCCAGGCCUUAAUGCCCAGCCCUCAGUAGAGGAGAGAGAGCAUGUGUGCGUGAGCGCGUGUACCUGCAAUGACACAGCUGCUCUUGAGAACCAGGCCAGGUUGUUGGCAGCUCAUCCGGCAGCCACACCAGGCUUCUAGUCUACUUACGUUUCUCACACAUUUGCUUGAGAUGCUCAUGAUCUCGUGAUUGAAUUCAAGUUAUUUUCCUUCUCAGUUUUCAGGGUCUUGGAGAGUUCUCACUGUUAGUGUAGUCAAUUUAAAACUGAACCUGACUCAGUUUCUCAUUCCACCCUGAAGGCUUGUUUUCCUCUUGGCAAAAGGAAUUUGUUGUCAGAAACAAUUAGACAUUGUGCAUCAUGCAAGCAGCUGAUACUAAACCCAGUAACAAGCUUGACAAGUGGACCGAGCCAUGUGUGACUGGACCAGUGCACUGUGGCAGCCUCUGCCCUUCAUGACCCUCAGCAAAUGUGAGGGCCUAUCACAUUGCAUACUGUAAUCUCUGGCAGCAGAUCCGGCUCCACUGUUAGGCCCAAUCACAGUGUCGAAAAGGUCUGAGAAUUCUUCUGUUUUUUGUUUCUUGGAAACUCAAAUGGACGCUGACACACAAUUCUACUCAUGAAGUCUGGAAUGCUCUCGAGGCCAUGUAAUGAAUGGAUUUGUUUCUAUUAAUAGCGUUUUCACUCAAUGUGUCAUUUGCAGUUGCAGUAUGAAAGUUUACCGCACUAGUAGUUCACGGUGAAGUCACUAAACCAAACUAGUCUCUAUCUUUAGCUUCUACAUAAAAAUGCUAAAUCUGUAGAAACACACCAGAUUUUGGCAUCAUUAGUCUUCUGUUUGUAGUAAAGCAGUAUUGUCCACUCCACAUGGGUUUCAGUGGGCUUCGCCUCUACACAGGAAAGCAGCCUAUGUGGAGUUAUUCAGGGUGCGAUGCAAUCCAGUGUAAUAGAAUCCAAAAAACUAUCAGCAUUUAUCUUAUUUAACUCAGAUGUAGUUUCUUAACACCAGUCCCACGCUGCCAACUGCUGACCACACUGGAAGCACCUUAAAGUUUCAUGUGGCUUACACAACUUUUAUGGGCAUUAGAUAGUAGCUGAAUGGUCCCAUUACUGAGGUGUAACCAGGGGACACCCAUGAAAGUAAUGUGUCAACAACAGCUAUUUGCAUCUUUCAAGUUUGAUAGAAUACAAUGCAGUGGUAUAGUAUAUAAUUCCACUGGUAAAUAAACCAGUGGAAAAUAAUAUCUUUUAAAUAACAAAAUUAAUAAUGUGAUAUUAAUCCAAGUGUAAACAGGAUUACAUCAGAAAGAGCAAAUAGUGAAUCCCUGCUGUGUGUUAGGAAUUCAAGAAUUUGAUGCUAACUUGUGACACGGUCAGUGAGGGCACUGGUUUCACCAGGUAGUUAUGUUGUGCACCCUUUGUACAAAGGCCCUAGUCCUCAAGAGGGCAGCCCAGGUACAGUUCCAAUCUGUCCUACUUGUUAUUCCCUACUCUGUCCUGGUUUCCAACUCGAACCAUUGUCCUUUCCCCUCCAAAUAAAGGAACAAGGCCCUAAACUAUAACUGAAAAGAGAAAAAAAGACAACUCUUCCACAAAUAACUAAUUGCAGAACCUUCAUCUUUUUUACACUAUGAAACUAUGAAAUUGUGGCUGGUCAGCGUUUUUUUUUUUUUUUUUUUUAAGCUACAAAUCAAUCAUUUGUGUAUCAAUAUUUAAACAUGCUGUGAUUUUUAUUCAAGCAUUAUUAUUUAUCAAACUAUUCAAAUCGGUACACAUUAAAUAUUUGACUAACUACUAAGUUCAUCUUUUGUUUCCAAGUGCUACGUUUUGAUUCCUGUAGUUCAGUAUCAGUAAUGUUGUUGUUUAGCUGGGCUGCCUAGAGGGACUCACAGAGCCUGAUGUCUCAGCUCACCCCGACAUCACAACGCUGUCAAGAGCCCAAUGCUGGUAGAGAGGGGGGAUUAAGCCUAGAUCAGCACUAAAGAAAGCCUUUGAUUACGUCUGGAAUAUUAGCCGCAUGCGUCUGAGGCUGGCUGAGCAUCCCUCAGGGGAUUAGUGUUGAGCCAGCCCACCUCUGCAACCUUACAUCAGGCACACAAUAAGGAGUCGAACAGGAUCCUUAUUGUGCUCCUUGGAAUCAUGGAAGAAAUGUUAAACAGCAAAGAGUGCACAUUAGAAUAAUGCUAGAAAGACAAAAGACUUUGAUCAGGUUUAGAAGUUGCACAACUGAAAACUUUCCUCUGCAUUCUGACAUAUCGUGUAUGUUUGCAAUGACUGAAAAGUAUAAAUCGAUUAUUUUACUUUCUUUUAAGCAGACACUUGUGAAUGGAUAUAUUUAUAUGUGAUCAUACAAAUUCACAAAAUGCAGCUUAAUAAAUCUGUGAAGUGGCUGUCAGGUAGGCUUGGUUGCUGAAAUGGAAGACUUGUGAUUUAGACAUCAUCAGUCUCUAUAAAUAGAAAUAUUUUUAUUUACAGCUGAAUCAACACAGAGAGAAGAAAUACUAAUAGGUAAAUGACACAAAAAUCGUGUUAGUCUCUUUAUUUUACUGGUCAGUGAUGCAUUUUGUCUGAUAAAGAGGUGAAUUUUUAGGGAAGCUUUUGUGGAUUCGAGAGGAACAAAUUUGUCGAUACAGACGGGAAGAAACUUCAAACUUAAGCACAACUGCAUUGGCUUCGCAAGUUGCUGCUUGGAUAACAACCAACUCUUGCCUUGGCAAUUUUUACAGUGACAGCAAGAUUGAAAGUUUGAGACUAUUUCUUGGACUAAAUUAAACACCAUCUGGGGCUAUGGAGAAGUGGUUUGCUUGUGCUUGUGUUUAAUUUGUGGGCAUUUUAUUUUUUGCUAUUAUUAUACAAAUCACCAAAAAUCUAAAAUUUUUGUUUAUAGGGUUAUUUGUAGCAGUCAUGCUGUCAUAUAUCUCAAUAUAAAUACCCCUAAUGAUACAUCUGACUGACAUAUGUGGUUUUUGGAUUUUACCUUGGCCCAGCGUGCUCCCCAAUUUGUAAUCCAGCAGGGAUACACAGAGAGCCAUUAUUUCGAGGUUAAGUCUUUGGCAGUGAUGGCCUGUAAGCCAGGCAUCCUGAGUACCAUCUGGGGCAUUGUUGGAAUUACAAUCAUGGCUGGAGACAGUUUGUACAGCAGGAUUGCAUGGAUAAAACCUCACAUUACAUAAUCGAAUGCACAUUGUUAAUCACUCUUGCAUACAUGUUGUCAUCCAGCUCAUUAAGUACCAGAUUAGUUAUGAUUCAAGUUCUGUGCCAUCUCUGCUUCCAAGACUAGUUGUCUACAAAUUACUCUGUGAAACAAUGAGUAAAAAUUCAAAUUACAAAGAAAUUAAUGUUUUUAAGUAACAGCAUCAUUGAGAACUGUCAUUUACAAUUACACAUAUUUAUUUCCCAAUUCAAUUCUCCAUAUAGGAUUCAAAACCUCAUUUCUCUUCCAACAGCAGCUUUCUCACCAGUGUGGCUUCAGUUAAAAAGAUGAAUUCUUUCAUUUAUAUUUUAGGUGAAAAAUAUAUUUUUUUUACUUGUUGGUGAAAAUCCAAUUUGGAGCCUUCAGAAAAUUCAGCAGUCUGGGCAGAGAUGGUCCUAAAUAUGGCCAGUUUUCAAACUUCAAAAGCAGACAUCAGAGAACCAGAAAUGCCUCAGUCAUGAAAGCAAUAGGCCUAUUUAUACCGAUGAUGAAGGUGGAAUAUAUUCGCCUUUUGUGCUGUUGCAGACCUGAAAAUGAUCAAGUUGUUGAGUCCUAAAAUAAGCCUGAAUAUCAAUGGAUUUUUGUUGUUGUAUCAUCCUGGUGUUUUGUGAAUCUUAAGACAUGACGGUACGUGUCAGCAAUCAGAGUGAACCUGCUCGUUUCCUUCGUCCUCUCUUUUCUCCUCAUCCCCUAUGACAGUUUAUUCCAGCUGAGCUUCUGAUCAGUGCUCCUGAAUUUGAUCAUUAUUUAUUCUCUCUGUUAAAGCACUGGUAGGUCUUCUGCCCAGAGUCUUGGCUCCUCCGUUUGUCUGAAGUGUGGCGCUUGGGGAUGUGAUCAAAUGUGUCACUGCUGCUGAUAUAAAGACACUGCCAGUCCCUACCCCCUCCACCAACAUCCUCAACCCCCACUCAAAUAUAUUCACACGCUGCCAUUACCACCACCACCCUGAAGGUGUGCUGAGCAACUGAAUCCUGCGAGCUCUCCAUCGUUUCAUGUCUGUGUCGCUUUGAGUCUUCAGUGGUUCUCCAAUUAGACUGUGCCUGGCGCUGAGCUGGAAGUGAAUAUCUAAUGUGUUCAUCUGCUUCUUGUUCAACAUCUUGCUAAAGAAAAAAAAACGGACAGAAAGACGAAGUCAGGUGCAAUUUGCUUACAGUAAACAGCCGACAAAGGUUGCUUUCAUUUUAAGGACAACAGCCAGAACCAUGGUCUCCAGCUGCUCUGAUCUGGACGAAUCCACACGCUCACAGUGGUACCCAAACGCUAGCCAAUGGCCAAUGGUACCCUAUUCAUUCCCCCGCCCUCGGCUCUGGAAAGAGGGGAUGGCAGGCCAGCUCCUCAAUUAAAUAUAACCCCACAUCAAACAGCCUGUCAACAUGCAUUAGUGGCCCUUUGUAUAGAUAAGAGGCCAAAAUAAAUUGCCAGAACUAUCAUAGUUGCUGUGGCCCCCGUGGGCUUUUUAUGCAAGAUUCUUCGUGGAGGACAAAUCCUGACUUGCAUACUGAUAUCCUCUCUUUUAACUCUCAUUCUUGAUUUAUAUUUAUCAUUAGAUUUAUUCUUUAAAAGAAUAAUUUAGCUCUUGUCUGUAAAUUAUUCCCUCCAAAUGUUUUUCCUUUUCAAUUAGCAAAUGUAUGCAGGAUAUCAAGCCACGCUGUGCGCCUCAUAGUGUUGGUGGGUUAUAGCAGAGAUCUAAUGCGACAAGAGCCGACCUUGAUGUGUGUGCACGCAAUCAAAGUGGAACCUAUCCCUUUUCUGUCAUCCGCAUAAGCUUUGGCAGCUCCUUUUUAUCGCCUUCUUUUCCCUCCCCCUUCUCCCCCCCUCCUGCCUAUAUUUUGCAUCUCUGCAGACUGACAGUGAAAAUAGGUCAUUAGUUAGACAGAGAAUAAGAGAUGGAAGGAGCAUGCAGAGGCAAGAUUUGUGUGAGAACUAUCAUGAAAUAUUAAUGACAUCCAUUCAAGCUGUGAAAUGCCAACCCGCACUGAAUACACCGAGACCCCCUGACUUCUAAUGUCACAACUGUUUGCAUUAUAUGAAAUUAAUUAUCCGAGCUUACCCUACCAUCUAAAGUUUAAAUGAUUAUAAUUCAACGGGGUUUUAGUGCUCAACCAUCAUGCAAGAAGCAAGUUUUGAAUCGUUUUUAACCCCUAAUAACACUCAUGGUUUGUGUAGCUGUGUGUUUUCAAAGUUCUUGUGUAACAUGUAUUUGUUUUUGUGCACAGAGCCACAGGAGCAGGGGGUAUGAACCGCGAGGAGGCCCCGGGGAAGUCUCCUGAAGACAUGUACAUCCAACAGAAAGUGCGGGUUCUGCUCAUGCUAAAGAAAAUGGGAUCAAAUGUAAGUAAAGGGUUUUGAUAAAUCUGCACCUUAUUACACCUUGCCUACUUGGUUCUCAAGACUGAAAACCAUCUUUACUAUGUCAAAAUGUUGACAUUAGAAAAGCUCUUUUUAUGGCAGAAGUAACAUUUAAAACCUGCAAAGAAAGUACACACAAAAGAUGUUCCCACAGCAAACACUUUCAUGCCAAUGUGCUUAAAAUAGACUGAGCAUGAAUUAAUAGCAUCUCCACAAAAUGUGCUCAUCUCACAAAAUGACAAGAAUCCAGGUAGUGAAGUGUUUUCUUAAUGUCUCCUGACGGUGUGGGGGAGUUGAGCAGAGAUGAGCUCAUUUAAGGCCUCUAGAGAGCUGAAAACCUCAGUGUAAUCAAAAGGUGUAGAAGCUCACAGAAGCAAGUGUCUUGUGGCUUUCUGCAAACUAUGUGAAAAUGUUAAACACCUCGUACUGUCAUAUCUAAACAAGGGAAGAGGAAAGUCUGCCUUACAAUGAGAACCUUGCCAGAGGACACUGUUGCCUAACCUACCUAAUCAUUUGAUCCUAAAUGUAUCUGAAGUUGUAAAUCCUUAGUUUUGUUGAAAUCAGAGUGUCAUGCGCUGUGGACACUUUAGCAGGUGUCACAUGACUAAUUACAAACAACAGUAUUACUAUUUAAAAUGACCCUGAAUUUUGUUAGUUUACAUAUCUAUAAAUGAUUUUUAACCUUCCAUAAUCAUCUGCUAAUACAACACAAUCAACUAGGUAGAGCCCAAUCAGUCAAUGUUCAUAUGAGAUGACACGAUUAGAUGUUUUAGAAUUUUAUAAGUUUGCUAACAUAUCUUCCACUCCAACAAACAAGUGCCUCCUAAGGCUACAAACCACAAAUUUGAAACACUCAACGCCAAGAGACAGCAUUAAAGGAUGCUCUACUGACACACUGUGACUCAUGGUACCUGUAACACUGUGGCAGUAACACUUUCUCCAUCCCAUCAGAGUAUUUUUAAAGGUUUUAAAAACUCCCCUUACAGAAGACAUGAAAGAAAGAGAGAGAAAUACACAUGACAUAUUGUAUACUCAACAUUUAAUUGGUACUCUGUUGUCAAAGCAUCCUUAACUCACUCAUUCUUAUUUCAAACUCUUUUCAUGUUUAUUAUUUGUUUUUCCUAAUUUUGACUCUCAAUUUGUUGACUUCUCUUCAGCUUACACCAAGUGAAGAAGCUUUUCUCCGGAAUUACGCAGGUGUGGUUCACAGUCAGAUGAGCCAGCUACCACAGCACAACAUAGACCAGGGUAAGCUUCGAGACACACACACACACACACACACACACACACACAAGCUCAUUCACACAUGGUAAAAGUGUCAUGUUCAAGUCAGCCUUUUUAUAGACAGACGUGUCCUUUCUUUUUUUUCUCUUGUCCACCACACAGAGGUGUUGAAUGACUUUACCUUCAUUUGUCUUUCUAAGGUGUAGAGACAGAGGAUAAAUGCAGAUAGAUAAACCACAUAUUCAGUUCAUAAACACCCCCUUCACAUGUCAAAAAAUGUAGACUUUGCUAGAACAUAGGCAAGGGGAAAUCCCUCUACAUCGCCCUCUCAUAACCACCCACCCCAGAAAGUCUGAAAUAUUCCCUGAAUUUGCACAAAGUUCGACUGAGCAACCCACCAGCACCGUGAGACUACUCACAGGCUGAAACAAGUGACUCAUCCCCGGCCUGCAUCACUACUUUCACUGCUGCGUCUCACCGAGAGGCUAAAUAAAGCUCUGAGUUCAAAUAUUUAUGUAUCAUAUGAUAAAGCAAAUAACCAGUGAUAUGUGAUGUUGUUGUAGGAUUCGCUUUGGAUGGUCAUACUUUUUCAAAGCACCAGAGGCUGCUGUUGAGCUUUCUUGAUCUCUCCCACUUUUUUUUUUAUGUUAUUAUACCACAAGAGGGUGCUACAAUAAAAAUAAUGUAUGUCUGGAGACACUGCAGUUCCCCAUGAAAGCAGCACCAAAUUGUCCAAGAUGUUGUUUACAUUUUCCGUGACCAGACUUAUCAGUGUUUUCCAGACCCAGUCCAGACAGCGUGGUCAGAUAGGCACCCUGCUGUCCCACUGUGGUCAAUCAGACUUCGCUUUGAUAGUGAUCCCUCAGGGGAGCUUUGAGUCCAGGAAAUUACUUGCAAUGCCUUUUCUACGGUAAAUUGUUUGGUCUCCUUGUGUGUGUCCUUAUUCUGCAGAGUAGAAAACCAUCACAGUCUGAAUGUUGAAAGUGUGAUUUUCUGUGUCAGAAGGAUAAGGCUUAUGGUUGUAUGACAUACUAAAUAGAGCAAUGCUUUUGUCUUUUUUGUCUUGUCUAGUGUUCUUUUCUCAUUAUCCUUUUUGGUAUCCUGCAGAGAAUUUAGCUGCUGUGUCAUAAAUUCUGCAAUACAGCAUGAAUCGUUAGAAUUUCACUGCAGGGAAUUGCAUCAUAGUCGGUGUUACUUUUGUUAUUACGGUAUGUUUCUUCAUCAGGUGGAAGAACAAAAAGCAUUGCAUCAUAUUAAGGGUUUGGAGACACACCUUGGGAAGUAAAGAGCUAAAAGGGAGAUUACCACUAAUUUUACAUUAUGAAUUUACGAGGGAUAUUGUCUGUGUGAACAACUACAGGCUGCCUGUUAGUUUGGCCUCAUUCUCUGUCUUCAUGCCCUUUAGUAGGAAGGACUCCUUGUCUGUGCUGUGUCAAUACCGCUAAGAAGAGCCUCAUCAAUAAUGUACGAGUGACUGGGGAAAGGUGCUCGGGUUAUGCAUUAUACAUCACAAAAACAGACAAAUUUAGAGCGAUCUGGCAGCCUGCCAUCUCCUCAGUGUGCUGAUAAAUUAUUUGUGGUGUGAAUCGUAUCUGAAUUCUGUGAUUAGGUAUCUAGGAGAUAGCUGUUGGUUUAAUCACCAUAAAACAGGACACUGAAGGGAGGCAGUUUGUAGGUAUCAGCGUAUUCGGGAUCCUUGGAGAUGGUGUGAAGAGGUUCAGUUACAUGAAAAGGGAAGUCCACUAUUUGAUCUCAUUUAUACUCGGUAAUAGAGAGGAAAAUAGAUGAAAGGAAUCAUUUCAUCACCUAGCAACCUACACGAUCACUCCGCCACUUGAACGUGCAGUUGCACAGACAUCAAAUAGGAAAUUAUCUGUGUGGAAUAUCACAGAAUCACAUCAGAUUUUGUCCUUGUUUGCAAAAUAAAUCAAAUCUAGAUGAUUGUGUGAUUUGCACUUGAACAUUUUAGCAAAGAAAAAAUGAUUGAAUGCAAUGUGGUAAUGUCCUUGGAAAUCACUGUUGAGGUUAUUCAGAUGCAUGACAUCCUUAGUGACUGUGCAGUGGGAAGAUUUCACAUCAAAUAUUACUUGUCUUUGCCCUAUUUACUUAAAGCACCUACUUAUAGCAUCUCCACCUAUGGCUCUCUCCAUCUUGUAUUUGUCUCAUAAAUUAAUAUUAUUCAAAUUUUUCUCCUUCUUCUGCUUGUUGUUUCUUUGACCUGCCCUGCUUUUCAGUAUCAUGCAACAAACCUUUUUUAGACAGAUUUACAAGAACUUCCCUCUUCUGCACAAGCUUUGUGUUUGCAGAGCACCAAAAUAAAAACAGUUUUCUCUCAGUACUGCUCAGUUGGCAGUUUUAAAGAGAAAUAAUUGGAUGUGGGUGACUCACCACAUUCAUCUUGUUAAGUAAUAAAGCAAUACUCAUAAAGGCUUAUUUUACACCUUAUUCAAUUAGCAUUGUUGAAAAUUGUUGACUUUGAGAAGCUUUUACACUAUCAACACUUGAAUUACUGUAAUAGUCUAAUAACAGACUUUCAGCAUUUGUCCAGUAGCUUGAUGCAGAGGAUGGUUUGAGUAUGCUUAUUCAGGAUGCUUUGAUACCUCAGAAGGUCUCAGCCUGGAGCAAUGGUGUCAUGCUUCAGACAUGGAUCAAUCAAUCGGUCGGCUUACUUGAAAAAUACUGGGUUUAUGGGCUCUAGACAUUUUAAGGUAAGAUGUAUUCGGGAAGAAUCAAAAAGUACAUCAAGUGUGAGAGCACAUGAUAGUUAAUGAAACAAAUGUUCACAAUCGCUGUUUUCAGUUCAAUAUAUAUUCUAAAAAAAACUGCAUAGUUGCUGCAGUCUAAUCUGUUCAAAAAUGUUGUCAUGAACUGUUUGAGAAUCCGUCCUUCAUACUCUGCUCAGCUAUUCAAUAUUUUUCUGGAUCCCUCUUGUAAGACACAGAGGGAGAAAACCAACCCACGGCUGUCGCUCAUGUUUCUUUUAAGUCUGUGGGUCAUACAUUUGCAUUUCAGUUAGUUUUAAUUGGCUGAUUACCAUACAUGCAAAUACAGAAUUUUGUGUUGCAGUUUUAAUCGGACCAAAAAGGCUCUUAAGCUGAAAUUAUCUUUAUAAGUCCAUAUUUUAUUUUAUUUUUUUGUCAUUCAGUUUUCUGAUUGAUGUAGUGUCUUUGUGGAGGUGCCGAGAAUUGUGGCGUCAGGACUUUGCGUGGUAUAAUUGUGUUUUUAUUAUGAAUUGAAAUGAGUCUUGUAUCUUAUGUUUCUAUUUUAGUAUUAAUUUUUCUGUUCUGGUAACACUUAAUGAUGAUUUAGCUUUCUGCAGCACUGAGGAAGUUUUACCAAUCAGGUUGUUGUUUCUGUAUUCACCUAACAUCUUCAACAACACUGUCUGUCAGAGCUAUGCAUGAAGACAGCUAUAUGAAGACUUGUUAUCUGCACCGAUGUAACAAGGAAAGUUAACUAGCACCUGAAGGAUAUCUGAGGGCCUCAACAAAAGAGGACAGAGAAAGAGGGGUUACCAUAGCAACUUCAGAUGUCCCAGGAAAGCCAAGCAUCCCUGUGGGUAUUGGUGUUGUUGUGACGCUGCAUCAGUAGAUCAGAGCAGGUGUCAUUAGGGGGCCUUAAGGCAAGCUGGAGUGCUAAUUGCACUGCCAGAGUGAUAUUCCAAUAUCUUCAUGUCAGCCCCAUCCCCUCUCACAGAAAUAUGACCUCUUAGGUUUCAAAUAUUACCGCGGCUGUGGGCAAUCAAUAAGCGAUCAUGUUUCUUUUUGUCUGUGUUACAAUCCUUAAACCAGCCUCGAAGACUGAAAGUCAUGAUGGGAUACACCACAAGGACCUGCCUUUGUUUAGCAAUGCGACAGGGGCAGAGUAGUAUCGAUUCUUACCUCCUCCUGUUCCUCUCUGCAGCAUGAAUCAGAACUACAGACAUGGAUUGUUAAGUAGUACAAUCACGUCUACCUAACUUGACUCACUGCAACACAGAAGCUUUGUUUUCUUGAAUUUCAUCUCCAUCUCUCAAUGUGUAAGGAGCUAAGUGUAUGGUUAAAUGGUGGAAUCAUAAAGCACGGAUUCAGCUGACUUUUGCUGACUGCAAAAGCACCAAAACCAUUUUUGAUUUGGCAUCUGCCGUUGACAGGCUUCAAACUCAGCUGCAGAAACAAAUAAGACUCCAUCCCUGCAUUUUACUGUCUAUAGCUGCAACUUUGCAUAUUGCAUAUUUACUACCUUAUUAGAUGUUUUGGUAUUUAAUUUUGUUUCUUACAGCAGACAUAAUUUGAAGGAAAACUCUGACAUGAUUGUCUUUUUUUUACACUUUUUAAGAAUCAAGAAGUAGCUGUAGAUUGUAUAUUUCUUUUACCUCAGAAACCUCAGGGUUGUUUUUGAUCAAGCCAUGUCUUUAGAGGGUCAUUCACGACAGCUGACCAAAAGUUGUUUUUAUCACCUGAGAAAUAUCUCUAAACUUUAGAACAACAUUCUCCUCACUUUAGAGUCUAAAGUGAGGAGAAUGUUGUUGAGACCAGAUCUUGAAUUGAUUAUUCAUGCGUUUAUCAACUGUAAUUCUCUGUUCAUCUGUUUUAAGGCGGCGAUUAAGAGGCUGCAGUUUGUCCAAAACUCAGCCGCCAGACUUCUGACAGACACGCCGUAAUCUGUUCACAUCACCCCUGUCUUAUCGCGUCCUUACUGGCUACCGGUCAAUUUUUGCAUUAAUUUAAAAAUUUUAGUUUUAACUCUCCGGGCGCUGCAUGGUCAGGCCUCCCAAUAUAUCACUGAUUUGAUGUGCCCCUACUCCUCAGGGCGCACCCUUCGGUCAUCAGGCCAGAACACUAUUAUUGUGCCAAAGACCUGUUUUAAAACUUUUGGAGACUGGACUUUUUAAGACGGUAGCCCCCCGGUAAUUGCACUUUUUUAUGUACAGUGCUUUGUGAUUUUUAUCUGUGAAAAACGCUCUAUAAAUAAACUUUACUUACUUACUUACUUACUUACCUUUGAUCACCUGUGAACUCUAUUGAAAUGACAUGCACACUUUUAAAUCCCUGACCUGGUGAUACAAAAUGAUAUGCCUUUAAAAUAAUGUCAAAGUGGUAUUGUGAGGGGAUGAGGUUCCAGUAAUGUGUGACCAUGGAUAAUCAGCUUUGAAAGAAAAACUGAUAGAAAAAAAGACAUUGAACUUUCAAAAUGGAGCUAUGAAGAGGACUUUUUAAACAAAUGAGACUAUGAAACAGCACAUCAGUGUCUAGUACGCUCUAAAAUCAGCCCUGCUGUGUUUGUUUAUGUCAACAUGUUGAGCUGGGACACACACACUUCUCUGUGGUGUGUCAUGCUUCUUAACCCGCCCCUGCUGUUGUUUCUGUGAGGGUGGGUGGGGGAUCCUGUGUCUUUAUCCUCUCAGCUGACCCUGCACAGAUUGUGACCUCAGAUGCUGCUGCUACUAUUCUGACUAACUGAGUGCACCACCAGAGUCGUGAUGUGGCUGCCUCCCUGCUUAUUCAGACUGCAGGGCGCGAGAAACCCAGCAGGGGGGCCUAAACCUCUGAAACACCCCCUUUAGGUUCAUUUCACAGUCUCCUUAUCUUUUGAGGUUCGGGAAAACGCUCUUAUUAAUUAGAACUUUCUUGUUAAUUUCAGGGUCUCUGAGAAGUUUUAGAAAAGACUAGUUAGUUCAAGUAAAUAGAUGGUAAAGCUACAGCCUUACCAGAUAACUAUUUAUUAAUAAUCUAUGUACAUAUUCUACUUAGAAUUGAAGCAUCUGUUGACAAGAUCCAGAGUUUUGGAAGGCGGUUCGUUCUGGUGUCUGGUUGUUGUAUGUUUAUUUUACAUUUGAAGACUAAGUUGUAUUUACCAAUCGUGUAUCAGCAGGUUUUGGUGUAUGCAGGAAGAGCAGUUUGCAAAAGAGUAAAGAAAUCCUUCCUCCUGUGGGCAGUAAUCAUUGCCAGCUGUUGGUCCCACCAUCAAGCCUCUAAAGUUCAUAUUGACAGCAAGACAUUUCAGGGGCAUGGAAGUGAAUCAAAAGAGUUCCUCUUAAAAAGAGGUGUGUCUCUGUAUAUAUAUAUACACUCACCGGCCACUUUAUUAGGUACACCAUGCUAGUAACGGGUUGGACCCCCUUUUGCCUUCAGAACUGCCUCAAUUCUUCGUGGCAUAGAUUCAACAAGGUGCUGGAAGCAUUCCUCAGAGAGCUUGGUCCAUAUUGACAUGAUGGCAUCACACAGUUGCCGCAGAUUUGUCGGCUGCACAUCCAUGAUGCGAAUCUCCCGUUCCACCACAUCCCAAAGAUGCUCUAUUGGAUUGAGAUCUGGUGACUGUGGAGGCCAUUUGAGUACAGUGAACUCAUUGUCAUGUUCAAGAAACCAGUCUGAGAUGAUUCCAGCUUUAUGACAUGGCGCAUUAUCCUGCUGAAAGUAGCCAUCAGAAGUUGGGUACAUUGUGGUCAUAAAGGGAUGGACAUGGUCAGCAACAAUACUCAGGUAGGCUGUGGCGUUGCAACGAUGCUCAAUUGGUACCAAGGGGCCCAAAGAGUGCCAAGAAAAUAUUCCCCACACCAUGACACCACCACCACCAGCCUGAACCGUUGAUACAAGGCAGGAUGGAUCCAUGCUUUCAUGUUGUUGACGCCAAAUUCUGACCCUACCAUCCGAAUGUCGCAGCAGAAAUUGAGACUCAUCAGACCAGGCAACGUUUUUCCAAUCUUCUAUUGUCCAAUUUCGAUGAGCUUGUGCAAAUUGUAGCCUCAGUUUCCUGUUCUUAGCUGAAAGGAGUGGCACCCGGUGUGGUCUUCUGCUGCUGUAGCCCAUCUGCCUCAAAGUUCGACGUACUGUGCGUUCAGAGAUGCUCUUCUGCCUACCUUGGUUGUAACGGGUGGUUAUUUGAGUCACUGUUGCCUUUCUAUCAGCUCGAACCAGUCUGGCCAUUCUCCUCUGACCUCUGGCAUCAACAAGGCAUUUCCGCCCACAGAACUGCCGCUCACUGGAUAUUUUUUCUUUUUCGGACCAUUCUCUGUAAACCCUAGAGAUGGUUGUGCGUGAAAAUCCCAGUAGAUCAGCAGUUUCUGAAGUAUGCAGGAAGAGCAGUUUGAAAAAGAGUAAAGAAAUCCUUCCUCCUGUGGGCAGUAAUCACUGCCAGCUGUUGGUCCCACCAUCAAGCCUCUAAAUGCACUAAGUUGCCGCCAUGUGAUUGGCUGAUUAGAAAUUAAGUGUUAACGAGCAGUUGGACAGGUAUACCUAAUAAAGUGGCCGGUGAGUGUAUAUUUUUUUUUAAACAACAAUGACUUGAUCAAUAACUGAAAUAUAUUCCACUGAAUUAUUACCGAAACAGUGUCUCUGUGUUAUUUUCCUGGAAAGAAAGUUUAUGGGGUGAAUUAAAAGGCGUUCCUCGUCUUUCAGCGUAUUUAUCGACAGCAAAUGGGAUGACAUGCCUGUUGAUGCUAUCAUUUCUGUCAUUUGUUGUUUAAAGCCGUUCUUUUCACCCCAUCAGACAGGGUGAGGAGGGUGUGGAUCAGCACAGGGAUAGAGAAAAGGAGGGGCCAGAACUGCAUCCCUGAAAGCCCUCUCCUCAUAGGCAGCAGCAGCCUGAUUUUUAUCUGUCGCUAGGCAACAGCUCUGAGGGAGCUGGCAUUUCUAUCAUGUUUGCUCGGGCUUAUUUGUGUGCGUCUGUCUGACUGUCUGUCUGUGAGAAUAUCGCGCGCGUGCGUGUUUGUGGCAGGGCAAAGUCCAAACAUGACUUCUAGUUUAAGAGCUAAAGUAAAAAUCAGAUAUAGCCUGCGGUGCUCUGGGCUCUGGUGUAUUUCGAGAGCAUUUUCUGCUGGUCACUGGGCUCAGGUUGCACAGUGUCAGACAUGUCCUUCCUCUGACCCACUCGUUACACAUGGGUGAACUCCCUCAGCCAGCCGCACACGGAUUCAGAGUUGCAGUGAUUGUGAUAAAUGGAUGUUAUUGAAAGUUUCUUUGCUAAAACAUCAUCCUGAGCAGCAGUGCUAUUCAGCACUUUUGAUGUUCAGGCCGGGGUCUCUAUUGUGUUAUUAUUACAUAAUUUUCCUCUUGUUCAAGCAUUAUUAUCCCUAUGUGCUUCUCAAACAGAUUACAUUCAUAUUAUUCACUAAAGAACAUAAUGUCUCAUCCAAUAUCUUUUAUCUCUAGUUUCCUCUCGUGGUGCUGUUUUUGCCAAUUGGCUUCCUCCUCCCUGAUCUGGUAGGCCAGUGAUCCCCCUCAGGACCAGGAACUUGAGAGUUCAUAUUAAAAAGCAACCCUCCCCCGUACGUUUCCAUCUUAGCUAACUCAAGAUGACCCAAAUAGAAACAUGCUAAUUACCCACUUGCAGAGAUAGCAAAAUGAAACAAAAAAUUCUGUUUGGAGGGUCUGUGCUGUCUGAUGGAGAGUUGCCUUUGUGCCAAAUACAAGCGGAAAAUCUUAGUCCCUGGCCUACUUUCAUAUCUCCACAAUAAUUAAAUCUAACGAGCACUUUGAGGCUUGGGUGAAGGGAGAUUUUUUUUUUCUUUUUGUAACAGACAUGCACAGUCUGCUGUCAUGACGUCUUAUCAACACUCUGAAAAGGUGUAGAAUUCUCUCCUUGUGUUGUAAAUGCAAUCAUAGCUGUCAAAUAUUCUUAUUCCAAAUAAUAACCAUGCUUACUGCCAGUUAUAGUAUCAACUUAGGGCGGGAUAUUAUUUCAUAUUUAUUAGAAAGAAGGGCUUGUGGUUUGACCUUUCUCUUUUUGGAGGGUUUUGUAGACUGAUUUUUACCGUUAACAGACACAAGUCUCCGCCUUAAAUGGGGAUAGUGUGAAUUUACAGUUGGAUCUUUGAGCCUGUAAAGAUCCCUGUGUAUUUUAGUUCAUCACACUCAAACAGAAAAAAAAUAGAUAUGCUAAUUUCUGGGAGAAGAAGUGUCUCAGCAGGUGUGGGCAGGCCCAAAUCACUUGAUGAAUCACAGUUGGCAGCAGACUAAUGAAAGAUUCCUUGUUAAACAAAAGCCAGCUGACAAGAGUCCCAUUGUUUGCUUGGCAGGAGCCAUUAGUUGACUCAACUCAGAUGAGACUCUAAUUAUUGCAGGGUGCUUAUUACCUUUGUAAAAGUGAAAAGAAGCACAAAUCAAAGAAAUUACUUUUCUAUUUCUUUUCUUUGAUUCAUUUCAGUAAUGUCAAAAUUGCACAUUUAUAUCUCAUUUUGUUUACUGAUGAUGAACAAUCCUGUGCCCGUGAGUCAGAGUCAGAGCUGCUACAGCACAGAGGAUUCAGCCAUAAUGAAUUCACUUUAUCUACGCAUAAUAUGGCGUCAAAGUAGGACGCUGCUGCCAGCAGGUCAUUCAAUGUCCUAGUACAUCAGGGGCCUGUGAUAGCAGGUUAGGGCUUUCCACAGUAGGCAACCAUGGCAAGAGACGACAUAUCCUGAAUGCACUGUAAAAGGAUUUUCAUGGCCAUGCGUUUUCUUCUUGGCUUUAAAGUCACAGCUGACAGGAUUUACAGGAUCCAAGACCCUGAAGAAAACCUGACUCACUUUACACUUGACACAAGAACUGGUGUCAGAUCAGCUGAUCACCAGUGGAAAUGUAAAAAAUGUUCAAGAUGUUCUGAGAUCAAGUGAUUUGUACUUCAACUAGCCAAGCCUGGGGUCUGUGUUAAAAGUUAAGUCAUAUAGUAAGAAUACAUAGUCGCUCCCUUUAAUAUACAAAUGUAUUUGCUGCAUUAAUUUUAAAAAUGGUGUCCACUCAAUUAUUUUAAAAGGAGUAUUUGUGAAUGACAACAAUGUCUGUAUCCAAAAGUCUUAGAUUUAUUGGUCACCAUGUAGCCCUUCACUUCCACUUUUUUAUGCUUGCACUUAUUCAGCAAGCUCAAAACAACCUGCACUCCAACAAUAUUAUUGAUUCAUCUUUUUUUUGGCAUGGUGCUUUUACCAGUCUUCAUUAUGUCAGUAAGUAUUUACACAAAAAGCUUUUCUUUAUACUGUCAAAUAUUAGGCUCCAGAUUUAGCUUUUGUAAAACAUCCACUAAAUCUCUUUAAAAGCCCUCCCUGUUGACCUCAACAAUGAUAGCAGCUCAUCACUGAUGUUUAAACUGCCUUUUUCUGUUGCUGAAGAGCUUUUCAGAUAAAUGUCGUCUCUGUUGGGCUUCAGUCAAACUUGUUUGGAGGAUUUGUUUCACAUUCUGCGUUUGGUUCUGUGUUUCCAGGUGCAGAGGACGUGGUGAUGGCGUUCUCACGGUCAGAGACAGAGGACCGGCGCCAGUGACCCUGGGCCCUCUACCUCUCCCCUUCCGCCCCCCCCUACAUUCUCCCCUGCAUCCCGUCCUGACCCGCACGUAAUCCACAAACAACCCAAACUCCAUAAACACAACACUGAUGAGCUCAGGAGGAGGGUGGGGGUGGGGGUGGGGGGUCACCUAGAGAGGAUGAAGAGGAGGGGAAGAGACUCCUGGAGGUGGAGCUGCCUCCCUCUCCCCCAGUCUCCUCUAUCUCUGACUCCUCCUCACACAGGCUGGCACACCAUAACCUGAGAUGCACUCAAAAGCUUCACUGUGGGUUUAAAGCCUUGACAACAAGGCCAUCAGUGAAAACAACCACAAAUUAUGUGGAUGAGUAUCAAAUGUAGAUUUUUUUUUUCUUCUCGGGUGGGAGGGUUUUGAUUUGUAUUAUUUUGUCUUUAGGCAGUGUUAAGUGUUCUAUCUGCUGUGGUCACCUGAGAAAAUGACCAGUCAGCAACCAAUUGAAGCAAAGAGAAACAUAGAUUUGGUCAAGCAGCAAGAGUGAAGAAAGAUCACAUAACGGGAGAGAUUUUAAUUAUUUUUGUGCAUCCUAAUGGGGCUGAAAUGGUUUUUGAUUUAGCUGUUGUGUUUUAAAGGCUUUGGUAUUCUGUCACAGGAGGGGCCUCACUUAUAAUCAUUUUGUGUACAACAUGAGAGCAUUAAGGGUGUGUACCCAAUUUUCACACCUCAGUUUCUUAACAGGUAAAGAAGUUCAAUACGUUAAAGCAUUCAUCAUUUUGCUUUUGGAUUAUGCCAUAGUCUCGUCUCUUCAUGGUCAAAUCAGAUCUGUGAACCAAAAAUACGCCACAAGUAUUAUUCUUACUCAAGACCUGCAGCAUUUCUCCUUGUUAGUCGUACUUGUAAGUGUGACCUAGGAGUAAACAUCACAGGAUCACAUGGCCAGUGGCAUGACUGGUGUGAUGUGGAACUGUGAGUGCUGACACAGUUUCUACACUUUUAUAAAUGAGGCCCCGCUCGUUCUUCUGCUGCUUUAUUUUGAACCAUAGGCUGUUGAGAGUGCAACAGAGCUUUCCUUUUGGAGAGUGUCAAGAAUUCAAGACACUAGCAGAUUUAAUAAUCACAUGAAACACAGGUGUGCACAUUCUCCCCAAAAAUACUGCUUUGGGUUAUUGUGUAAAACUUUUUCUUUUUGUACAGAUAGUUGGGAAAAUACAAUAAUGAAUCGAUUGUGCCAAUUGUAUUUUUUGUUGUUUUUUUAUCUGUAAGAUAAAAUUAACAUUAUGAUUGAGGAAGAUGAAAAGAUAAAGGCUGUAGUUGUAAUUUAUUGUUUACUUAAUCAACUCCCUGUUCCCUGAAUGCAUCAUUACAAAUGGAGAUACUGAAAGUCUGACCUAAGUGGCUUUUUGAAGUCAUCAGCUGAAGCUCUGCAUUCACACUAAAAUGACACAAACUCUAAUUUUGAACUACCUGUAACAUGCAAGGCAAACAUAAGAACUGUGUGCUAAUCUUAACUGUACUGUAUCUCUUGCACUAUUAUCAGUGGGAUAUUUGCAAAAAAUACAUUUUGAUAUUUAGCACAGAGAUUCUUUGUUUGGUUUGAGGAAAAAAGAAAACUUUGUAGCCGUUUUUAUUUCUUCAGUGGUAAAAAAAAAAAAAAAAAAAAACUUCUGUGAUAAUUGACUCAACUGGAAGAUCUAAAGUAAAUAUUUGUUAACAUCUGACAUGUUUUUCUAGUGACAUGCUCAAUAUUUAAUGUGUUUUAAGUACAGUUUGUUACCUUGUAUAACUUAAAAUAACUAACGUUAUGUUUUGAAGCCAAGCAUGUCUGCCUCGUGAUUUAUAAUGUUCAUUUAAGUGGAGCCGAGGAUCUUUGAAGCCUUGCCACAGUGACCAUAGUUUGUACAGUCUAGGCGUCUGUGGAAGCUACGAGCUCUUUUAAAAUGUUUGAAAAAAAAAAAAAGAUUUCUUUUUUUCUGUGGGCAAAGUGUUAUCCAUUGAAACUUGUUGGCAAUAACUUCUUUUUGAAUGUCCUCAGCAAUCAUCGCUGCCAACAGAUCUGUCACAUUGUCCAUCUAAUGACAAAGAAAUUUGUCUUUUUAUGUUUACUUUUUUAAACAUUCUUUAUUUGUCUAUGCAUUGUUCUUUUUUUUUGUUGUUUUUGUUUUUAUUUUCUCUCCAGAAAAGGCGUCUUACUGUACAUUUUAACUAUCAGGGUUGUUCUGCAGCCUUUGUUUAAGUUGUGGAUGGAUGUGUGGAUGCUUGUGUGUGUGUGUGCAUGAAUGUGAACACCAUUAAACCUGCUCCAGUUUUAAUUUUCGGCAUGCUGUUGAGUUUGGUUAGGAUCAAUGUGUCUUUUUACUGUGAUGAUCUGACUCUGCCUAAUUGUUUUUUUUUCUUUUGGAGUUUUUUUUUUUUGUGUGGCCUUUGUAUUUUAUUUUUUCUCUCGGUUGAUUUUGAUUAGUUGGUUUCGUUUUGUAUGGCUGCUGACCAUGUCUUGACUUAAUGCUUCCAAAUCCUAUACCAACUGAACCAUUAAAGAUAUUUUAAACAGUGAACAGCUGCUUUUGCUUGUUUGUUUCUUUUUUCAAACAAAGCCACAAUUAUUCAAACAUGUAGGCUCAAAAAUAAAAUCUUUUACAUGUUAUAAUGGAUGUAUGUACUAGGAUAUUACCUCUCUGCACCAUCAUACGAAAAAAAAUUUGAACUUGAAGUAAAUCAUGUUUCUCGUCUUCUAUCAUCUGCAUUAAUUGAGAACAAACGUCUAAGUCUGAAAGAUGAAAAAUGCAGUUUGCUUCUUAAGAUCAGUCAGCAUAUUUAAACAUAAUCUGAAGUCUUGCAUGUUGAUGAUGAGAUUUCUGCAAAUAGUCGACUUGCUUGUUCUGGGGCAGUCAGGAAUAUGUCCAGACUGGGCUGUGGUUUUUACUGGGGUUAACCCAACUGGGGCACUUACUUAGCACUCACAGGGGUGGCAUGAAGUAUAUGCCAGUAAAAAGCAUUUCAUUACUCUGCUAUUUUAACGUACUUUAACCACUAAUGGUUCUGGUACUACACAGAUCUCAUGCUCCUGUGUAUUUUUAUUUACUUUGAAGUAAUAACAAAACUACAAUAUAAAUGGAUCAUGUGAUAUUCACUUCUUUUUUUUUCCUUGUUGUACAGCUGUUAUAUAAUUUACAUGUUCCUGUCAGGCUGAUUUUGAAAUCUGCCUGUCUGGUCAUCAGCUUUGGGAAAACAGCCUUUGUGUUAUUUCUUUGCUAAUGAUCGGCAUCUGUUCAUCGCUCCAUGUCGUCUCUCACAGAUGCAGAACAAUCCUGCAGAAACUGAGAGUGGAUGAGCUCUGGGAAUAACAUGGCAGCUGCUGGCUAAUUUUUCACUGUGGCUGCAACCACUUAGUCAUCUACUGACAUUAACAGUUCUGUUUACCUCAGUUUGAUCACUUUUUUAAGUGGCUGCUGAGUGUUGAAACUCACCCGCUGGUAUUUGUCAAGGCAUGAGGAUUAUAUAAUGAGGUGACAUUAAUUUCGUGUUUUUUUUCACAGAUCCAUGUUUUUAUUUUUAGACAAUCUGUCUGCUGUUGCCUGAAAUAUAAACAAAGGGCAGACUGAGAGUGCAUUACAUCUUGCUUUCCAAACAUAAGCUCCUCUCCUCUCCUCUCCCCCCUCUCUUCCACUGUACACGUGAGCCUGACAUUGUGUUUAUCUCAUGUUAGACAGAUGAGAGCCACAGCAGCCCGUCUGUGCAGCAGCCAGCUGAUAGCUGCCACCAGCACUGCCAUGUCACGUUAUGCAACUGUGUGUGUGUGAGAGUGUAUGACCUUUUUCCCUCCUGUGCUGUCAAGUGCAUCCAGAGUUAGCUGUUCUCUAAGGUUUUUAGAAGCUGUACUUCCUACAUCAAAAAAAUAGAUUGGUGUUGCAUCAGGAUUUAUGAAUUUAUUGAUUUUGAGAUUUUAUCAUGUCAAAUACUUCAGACAGUGGGUCAGAGGAUAGAGGAGGGUGGCAGCUCGGCACAAAGGCCAUAUUUAGGGAUACAUAUUGUGGUAGUAUGUCUCAAGCCCCUUCCAGCAAAUGCACCUUAUGUGUAGUUGUUGAUAGACUGACACUUCCUGACACAAAUACAUCCUAAGAAAAUAUCCAGAAAGUGACUGAACAUCUUCAUCUUCACUGUUGCUAAGCCAUUGAUAAGGAUUCAAAAAUCUCUCUGACAAACUAACCCUAAUAUUCAUCAUCAGAGCAGCACAAAAAUACAAAAACGCAGUGAAAAAUAUUCACUUAUACUUGAAGCUGCAACGAUAGAAACUACUGCAUAUAAGACAAAUUAAGCGGCCCUUCUAAGGCUGGACCCCAUACAUUGCGAAAACAGCUUCAGUGCUCUUUUAGACUCUCUAAGCUUCUUUAACAUGACCAAAGAGUUGAACACCAGUCGUUCAAAGAUAUUAAUUCUUCCCAGAGAAAGAAAAUAUGAGCCAAGAGGACUACAUUUUAUCCUAAUGAUCUUGUUUUUCUCAUUAACCAGACUUCUCCUGAGUUAGUGGCAAAUUUAAAUGCUUUGUAUGGAAAUAACUCUUAAUCCUCUUAAUACUCUUAAUUUGGUUUUGCCUUCUGUUUGUAAGGAUGUAUAAACAAAAUGAUUUGUCUCUGUGGGACUUUAAUGUACUGAACAUGUUGAACUGAAAGCAAGUGAUUCCUCUGUUAUGCAUAUUUAUUUACAGAAUGAUCUAUUUACUACAGCCCAUAUGAAACUUUCUCUGUAUGAGAAUUUAUAUAUACCAACUCAGUUACAGUAGCUCUUUAAGGACAGCUGUGCAGGUGUAUGGUUUUAGGUUCACCAAUAAGGAAAGAUGGCAAGAUGGAGUUAGUCCAGAGCUGCUGUGGGCUUUUGAGUCUGUCCUUCACACAAACAGUUGCAUGAAGCAACUGUGCUGCUGGGCUGAAUCAACCAUUUGAAACCCUGUGGAUUAUAUAAAGAAGUACUGUUAUGAGGGAGGAAAAUAGGGCUGUCUGCUGUGAAUUAUAAAGGUCUACAGAAAGUUUACCAAACAGAGAAAUAGAAACUUAUUUGCCAUUUUUUAUUGCAUGAUUUUGAGUAAGUACCUGAGCUUGCACCCCUAACCUUUAAAAUGUUAAAAAUGCAUACAGUUUAAUUUUGAUCAAAUCGGAAAUGGAGCCCUUUGGGAAAAUUUAAGUUCAAAACCACACAACUCCCCUGACUCCACGCCUAAAUAACUCCACCUGAUAAAUGAGUGUGGAAGGAUAUAACUUAACAGCUUUUAAUGAAUACGAUCAGCUAAACCUUUCAUCUUCAAAGCCAUAAAAAAGGAGUGUAAGGCAGAUCCAGGGGCGCGGGAGGUGACUCUACCUCCACCACAUUAUGACUCAACAUUAUUAAACAAAGCUAGGAGGGAUCCAGAGGAGAGGAGGGAGAGGCAUGCAGGAGGGGGAACACAUGCUGAGGAGUAUUGCAGCACUGCACAAAGCUCUGCAGAUACACUUUAGCCCACCCUAAACCUCAUGACUAAUAGAUGAGAUUUGCUCUCAGUUCCUUCAACUGGCAGCAUCCAAAGCUGUUUUCAAAAAGAGGAAACCCUCCCUUAAUGCAUCAGACACUUAGCUUUUUGUGCCCCUCUUUGAGCUGUUAUUGUACUUACAAAUACACCGUACAUUUUCUUGUGAGAUGUUUAUUUUCUUCAAUAAAAAAUAGAUGAAUACUGUCUCAGUCUUCUUAAAACUCAGCCACAGAGGUUUGAUGAUGUUUUUUUCAGACUCUGCUUUGGGAUUUGAAAUAAAGGUCUAUGAUUGUGUAAACAAAGUUACAGCCUGGCAGGUCAGUGGUCAGGUCAAAAAGGAGAAUGACAUUCACACUGUAUUUUUAGAGAGUUUGGUUUGCCUGUGGCACCCAGCAACUGUAACAACAGGAAGAUUCAUUCUUAAAAACAUCCGACCUGCCCACAGCUUUUCUCUAACCUGCCACUCCCUUUUUAGUCGCCUGUGCUUUAUUUCAAAAUGUUGUUUAAAAGCUUCUUUUCAGGACUUCAAGCCAAUAAAGGAGUCUUGGAAUUAAACACCCACAUUUUGGUCCACACUGUGAAGAAAAAAAAACCCAACUGUUUGGAGAAACUCUGUCAUUGCUUCUCUAGAUUCUUGCAGAACUUCCUCUGUUCCAUAUCCGUCCAUAUGUUAGUUUAGCUGCUAUGGACAACCUUUGUCACAGUUGUAUCAUUUUGUGACCCAAAAUCAACCACUGACCACUUGAGACUGUACAUGUAAUGAUAAAGAUUUACUGUUUCCACGCUGCUCCCACCUGAGUGAUACAGCAUGCUGCUCCCCUGAAGACAGACUGACUUCAGCCAUCUGCUUGGAGCUCUCUGUGAUAUUGCUUUGACAGAAGCACUAUUCUACAAUUUACUCUCAGGAACAACGGACCUGUCCGCCUCCAGGAUUCCCACUCCACAAUACUUUUACCGUGUGAGAUUUAUUUCCUGUUCUUGAUCCGGCGCGUGGGCACAAUGUAUGGAGAUGUCAUUUCAGGUUUUUAGAUAUAACAAAUUUGAAGAGGAGAAAACUGUAGGAAGAGGUGACUCCUGUUACUUGAGUUCAGAUUUAUACCUGCACGUACAGAAAAGACAGCUCCAACUGCUUCUGAUUUGUGCAAUUUGCAAAUGUAUAAUCUCACUUAGUGUUAUAAAUGUGAGAACUCUAUAUGAAUAUACGAACAUGUUUCCGCUCCUGCCUCAAAAUAUCACAUCAGGUCUGUCACUGGCUGUCACAACAAACAGAUUGUGGCAUUGCCAUCAGGCCUAAAGUAUGCAUCACGUGGACUUAAAUAAGCCUGAGUGACUGCUGUUGCUGCAGGAGGAGAAUAUACUUAGACUGUGUUUAGAGAAGAUCUGGCUCCUACAAUAACACAAGUGCUGCAGCCAACUGCACUGUGUUUGAGACAACACUGCUUUUAGGGAUUCACAAUGGUGAUUGUUUUAUUUUCAAAGGUGACAUUUAGGUGAAGUUUUCUCCUUUUAAGUGCUGAAAGAUUUUAUCAGACAGAUGAUAAACUUCUCCUGUAGAGACACCCAUCCUCAUUUUUAUUAAUCAUAUGCAAGGCAUUCAAAAGGAAGAAGCUUAAAGUAAUACAAUUCCUGCCUGAAGUGUUUAGGAAGGGGAAAAAAAGAUGCACAACCAGCAGGAGCUCUGGCAUUGAUUAAUGAAACAGACUCUAAGCCCUUAAGUUCAAAGCUGUAUUUAUAGCUCCAUUUCUUUCUUGCAGAUAGAGACUGUAAACUGAAAACAUAAACCCUCAAGGGACAGACAAAGCUCGGUGUAUUUUUAUGACUCAUAUCCAAAAUGAAACUGUGGUUAUUACAGAGAUGAGCUGCUGAUUCAAGUGCCGAUCACAGGAUGGACCUCUGAAUCAGACUAGCAGGAUAAAGCAUAUUGUUCUCUGCAGAGGACUGGGCUAUUUGUGGACUUUGACCCCUGAUAAGUAAUUGGAGCAGUGAAGCCAUUGCUGCAUCCCCACUGAAUGCUGGGAAUGCGUAGAAUGACUCAGCACACCCAGUAGGAUGCUGGCAGAGGGGACAUCCAUCACGCCGCUAGAGGCCUGACUCGGCUCUGACAUUGUCUCUGCUGGCUCCUUCUGCAGGCACAGCACCCACUGCUGAGAAAGUACCACUAACCCUGUUCAGCCGAGGGGUCAGACCUUUCUGAUAUGAGCUUGGGUGUUACAGCCACAGCCACCCCCCUGCUCUGGGUGUUUACUGUAUGUGUUGCCCUGUUUGCGUUGUUUGGUAAUGUCUGUGUUCGCUCAAUUUCUUGUCAGGAAAUCUGUGUUGGCAUUCAGAGUGGAGGCCAUAUAACUGUAUAUCUUUUUUGUGGUAUUGUAAGGGAUAGGAAGCUGUUCACUCCUUGAUACAUUUUAACGGCUAUUUUGAGCUAAUUUCAGAAAGUGACAUUUUUCACACUCUAGUUUAGAGUCGCCUUUUGUUGUUUAUUUGUUUCUUUGAGCAGCAUUUCACAUCCCUCUGUUCCUCGCCUCAACUUUUUGUAAAACAACACUUCAUUAUUUCCUUUCACAAUAAAUAAUUUUUACAUCACGAAACUAGGAUUUUAUGUUUCAUCCUUUCCCCUCAAGAGCUGGGUUGUGACAUUAGGGAAAGUAAUAAGUGGAAAUGAGAAAAAUGUAAACUAUGAUUGUUUUUGAAACAGGGCUGUCUCAGUGGAAUUUAAUUUGCAGCCUCACAGUAAGGGUCAGGUUAACCUGCAGCAGGAUGCUGCAGCAGGACGCUGGACCAAAAAUGAGCUUCAGGACAAGUUUAUUACCUUGGACUUCUGGAACACUCCACCCCUCUGGACCCUUGACACAUGUUUGUUUAAGUUUAAUUUCCCCAAGAUGAACCACCAAUUAUGAGAGACAUUUCCAGUGACAAUAACAUGGAGGACUUCUGCUAUUGCUGCUGCUCUAUGUACCUGUACGCAGAUACCCUGAGCUAGUAAUGGUUUUGGUCUCUAUAGCUUGUUUCCUUAUUCACAACAGCUUUACUAUGGGUGGUAUUUAUGUUUUAACCUUUACUCAUCCCUUGAUUUUAUUGUAAGGCUAAGAGGUAUGUCUGAUUAGGGUCAUGACUGAUUUUGUCGACAUGUGAAUGCAGCUCUUUGUUAGGCUAUCGCCUCAUUUCUACAUCUAUACUGGUUUAAGUGGUGCUGAGUCUUUCAACAGACUAUUUCCAUGUUUUAAACUGUCAUUGCCAAACACAUACGUGUCAGAAAAAUAACAAGAACUCAUCAUCAUCAUCAUCAUCAUCAUCAUCAUCAUCAUCAUCAUCAUCAUCACCAUCAUCAUCAUCAUCAUCAUCAUCAUCAUCAUCAUCAUCAUCAUCAUCAUUUGUUUUUUUGUUUUAUUAGAGUACUAAUUUUUCAUACUUGGUCCUUUCCAGGGUAAGGCUGGUUAGACUCCAUGUGCAGGAAAGAGAAAGGUCCACUUUGAUUCUGUUCAGUUACACAUUUAACAUUACAGUCAACAGAUAUUGUGCCAACUUGAUAUCACAAAUUUAAAAACACAGUUAAAUUUCCCUUUGUGUAGCAUUUAAGCAGUUUGUAAUUGAGGUCUCUUACUCAUAACAUCAUUAUUUUUGGCUUGUGUUCCUCCUGAGGUCAGGGUCAUCUGCACUGCAUGAACCUACAGGCUGCUGUCUAAAGAUUUCAAAGGAGACCUGUUAAGCUGAUUCGUAUUUUAAUAUGAUUAUUCACUGUUUUGAAUGAAGGCUCUGGACCACAAAUCAUCACAUUAUAACAGCAGCUAAUGUAACAAUAGCUAAUGACCAAAAAUUGGGAGCUAAUGGCUGGCCUCAGGUGGUCUCUGUAAAGGUCAUUUCAUGACUACAGAACAGUAGGACCAGUAAACUAGUGUCCUGGACUGAUAUAAUGAAAGGUGAAAAUGAGCAAAGUCGGUCUAGGGAUCUGCACAUCAGCCUUUAGACAGUAUGCACAACCUUCACAUGUGACCCUGAAAAUGCAUAUGUCAAUUCUGAUCCCAGAGCCUUAUUGACAUGAAUGAAUGAGAAACUAAACUGACAAAACAUUUCAUUACAUCAAUAGUUUGGAGCUGAUGCGUGAUAAUGAACUAACUGGAAGCUGUGCAACAGAAUAAUUGAUGAGUGACACAGCAGAGGGUCCAGCUAGCAGCAGAGCCUGAUAUCAUUGGAUGAUAUCAUAUCGGGUUUCAACAAAUAAUCACCCAGGGAUACAAAGAGGACCACAUGACCAAUCACAAACACACACACACGCGCACACACGCACGCACGCACACACACACACACACACACACACACACACACACACACACACACACACACAACACACGUGCGCGCGCACACACACACAAGCAAUCCUUUACUGACACAAUGAAUAAACUGUAUAUUUUUAUACGACAGGAUCAGCUCCCAGAACAAACCCUUCAGUCAUCCUCUCACUCACAAAGAAGGUGCUUCAGAGGUGUCACUGCACGUUCUUUCAUCUGUCUUUAGGUGCUGUUGCCACGGCAACAAAGAUAAAAUCUUCGGAGCAUAUCAUAACUUGACUGCUGCUGCUGCACUCCCUGCACUGAGGUCAGGCCCCGACCUCUGUGGAGCCCCUGAGAACAGUUUGUCAGUGACUGCUGGUGAAACAAGAUUCAGCUCUUUACAUGCAACCUGCAGCUUUUCUGCCAACUUUUACAUCCAGCGGCUCUCAGCACCCUCUGUGACACCCAUAUCCUCAAGGCCUAAACUUAAAAUUAGAGAGCAGCUGUCACUGGAUUAUCUUAUCCUGAGACAGAUUCUUAAAAUACCGGGGACAGAAUUAUCCCGAGGGUAA